This is a messenger RNA of Dentiscutata erythropus, 792 nucleotides long. The record is from the annotation of a GenBank genome assembly. NCBI's taxonomy places the organism in Eukaryota, Fungi, Glomeromycota, Glomeromycetes, Diversisporales, Gigasporaceae.
AUGAAUCAGAAAUACUUAAUUGGUUUGCAUAUAUUUUUUUUCCUUAUACUUGCUGAAAAAAUUUAUGGAUGCCAUCCUCGUGGAAUUGGUUGUAGUGCAGAAGGCGGGAAAAAUUUUUGUGGUGCUCAGAUUCUAGAUGUUAAUUUGUUAUCAGAUUCAACACUCACUAUCACGGUUGUUGGUGGUUCUGUUGAUGGUCAUGAAAAUUCAAUACCACAUGCAUUAGGCCACCUUUACAUUCAUGAUGAUACUGGUAAUAGUUGGGAAUUUCUAACAGACCCAAUAUUUGUUAAUGGUCAUAUGUGUACUCAUGAUGAUCCUUCACAACAAAAGGAUACCUUCACAUAUUCAUCGCAAUUUGGUUUCAAGACACCUCCAGAUGGAACUUGGUUUGAUAUUUGGGUUUCAGUGUAUUGGGAUUGUGAUACACGUUUCUUUUCUGCUAUAUCUUGUCGAAUUACGACAUCAAAUGGAACAACGCUUAAUGGAAAUGUUUAUAUUUUUGAUACAAUAAAUUAUGUCUGGGUUACUAAAAUAAAUUCAACUAUACCUUCUACUACAACUAGCAUAUCAACUACUGCAACGAGAAAUACAACCACUACAACCAGUAGCCCAACUCAAACAAUUAUAAAUUCACAACCCUCAUCUAAUAAUGUUAAUUAUGGAUUGAUAAUUGGAAUUAGCAUCGGUGCAGGUGCACUUGGAAUUGCGAUAUUAUCUUUUAUUGGAAUUUUAAUAUAUAAAAUUCGGCUUCAACGUUCAGCUAUUCAGACACCUGGCAAACACCAAUAA